ACCCGGGGGUGGGGGAGACCCGGACCCAGCGACAAGGGAGGGGGCGCGCCUCCGGCUCGAGCCUGGGCACCUGCGCGGGCCCGAGGGGGCGGCCCCAGACUCGGGGGUCGCCCCACCCGCCCGCGGCCCCAAGUCUCGCGGUGCUGCGGCCUGGCCGGGUGAGCCGCGGCCCGGCACCCCCCGCCGCGUGACAAAGGCUGAAGCCGGAGGAGGAGGCCGAGGAGGGGGCGGAGGCGAUAAAGGCGGGGGCGGCGGGCGGCCGCGGCGGCGGGAGAGCGCGGAGGCAGCGCCCGCCCGCGCCGUCCUUUGUGUGGCAGUGGUGGCGGUGGCGGCGGCGGCGCCUGGGCCUGCGCUGGCCUCGCCUGCCCCGGGUGGGGCGCCCGGCUCCGCGCCGCCCCUCCUCGUCCCCGCCCGGCGCGCGCCGAGCCUUCCGAGCAAGAUGGCAACCCCGGCGGCGGUCAACCCUCCGGAAAUGGCUUCGGACAUCCCUGGAUCGGUGACAUUGCCCGUUGCCCCCAUGGCAGCCACUGGACAGGUGAGGAUGGCCGGGGCCAUGCCCGCCCGCGGAGGAAAGCGGCGUUCUGGAAUGGACUUUGAUGAUGAAGAUGGAGAAGGUCCCAGCAAAUUUUCAAGAGAGAACCACAGUGAGAUUGAAAGGAGGCGGCGGAACAAGAUGACCCAGUACAUCACCGAGCUCUCUGACAUGGUCCCCACGUGCAGCGCGCUGGCCCGGAAGCCAGACAAGCUCACCAUCCUGCGCAUGGCCGUCUCGCACAUGAAGUCCAUGCGGGGCACAGGGAACAAGUCCACAGACGGCGCCUACAAGCCUUCGUUCCUGACGGAGCAGGAGCUGAAGCAUCUCAUCCUUGAAGCCGCUGAUGGGUUUCUGUUUGUAGUGGCGGCUGAGACGGGGAGAGUGAUCUACGUGUCAGACUCCGUUACCCCCGUGCUGAACCAGCCCCAGUCAGAGUGGUUUGGGAGCACCCUCUAUGAACAGGUGCAUCCUGACGAUGUGGAGAAGCUGAGAGAGCAGCUGUGCACCUCAGAAAACUCAAUGACAGGCCGGAUCUUGGACCUGAAGACUGGGACGGUCAAGAAAGAAGGGCAGCAGUCAUCCAUGAGGAUGUGCAUGGGCUCCCGGAGGUCCUUCAUCUGCAGGAUGAGGUGUGGAAAUGCUCCUUUGGACCACCUUCCUCUAAACAGAAUAACCACCAUGAGGAAAAGGUUCAGGAAUGGCCUUGGCCCUGUGAAAGAAGGAGAAGCCCAGUAUGCUGUGGUCCACUGCACAGGCUACAUCAAGGCUUGGCCUCCAGCAGGAAUGACUAUACCCGAAGAAGAUGCCGACGUGGGACAAAGCAGUAAAUAUUGCCUUGUGGCAAUUGGAAGACUCCAGGUGACCAGCUCUCCUGUGUGCAUGGACAUGAGCGGGAUGUCGGUGCCAACGGAAUUCUUAUCCCGGCAUAACUCUGACGGGAUCAUCACAUUUGUGGACCCAAGAUGCAUCAGUGUGAUUGGCUACCAACCCCAGGAUCUUCUGGGAAAGGACAUUUUGGAAUUCUGCCACUCUGAGGACCAGAGCCAUCUGCGGGAGAGCUUUCAGCAGGUGGUGAAGCUGAAAGGCCAAGUGCUGUCGGUCAUGUAUCGAUUCCGCACCAAGAACCGGGAGUGGGUGUUAAUCCGCACCAGCAGCUUCACCUUCCAGAACCCCUAUUCUGAUGAGAUCGAGUACGUCAUCUGCACCAACACCAAUGUCAAGCAGCUUCAGCAGCAGCAGGCGGAAUUGGAGGUGCACCAGAGAGACGGGUUGUCAUCCUACGACUUACCGCAGGUUCCUGUCUCCAACCUACCAGCCGGGGUUCACGAGGCCGGGAAGUCUGUGGAAAAGGCAGACUCAAUCUUUUCCCAGGAAAGAGAUCCGCGGUUUGCCGAGAUGUUUGCAGGAAUCAGUGCAUCGGAGAAGAAGAUGAUGAGCUCGGCUUCUGCGGCAGGAACUCAGCAGAUCUACUCCCAAGGCAGCCCGUUUCCCCCGGGACACUCGGGAAAGGCCUUCAGUUCUUCGGUGGUGCACGUGCCUGGCGUGAACGACAUCCAGUCCUCUUCCUCGACGAGCCAGAACAUGUCCCAAAUCUCCCGGCAGCUAAACCAGAGUCAGGUGGCGUGGGCGGGUAGUCGGCCGCCCUUUCCCGGACAGCCAAUCCCCUCCCAGUCCAGCAAGACUCAGUCUUCUCCCUUUGGGAUUGGAACGAGCCACACCUACCCGGCCGACCCCUCCUCCUACAGUCCUCUCUCCAGUCCAGCCACCUCCUCGCCCAGCGGGAACGCCUACUCCAGUCUUGCCAACAGGACUCCAGGGUUCGCUGAGAGUGGACAAGGUAGCGGGCAGUUCCAAGGGCGGCCCUCGGAAGUCUGGUCGCAGUGGCAAAGCCAGCACCACGGACAGCAGAGCGGUGAGCAGCAGUCCCACCAGCAGCCGGGUCAGACUGAAGUGUUCCAGGACAUGCUGCCCAUGCCAGGAGAUCCAACCCAGGGGACCGGCAACUAUAACAUUGAAGACUUUGCUGACCUGGGCAUGUUCCCGCCGUUUUCUGAGUAGCUGCGGACAGAGCGAGGCUUCCACCGGGCAGUGCCCCCCGUGCUGUGACAUUGACGCCCACGUGAACGGGCCCCCCCCCCCGCGCCCUGCUUGCCCUGCCACGGGACCCCCCAGCAGAAGACAUCUCACCCCCCGUGUUCCCCUCACUGCCGUGGUGUUGCUCAGCUUCUAACCCACAGCUGCAGCUGCUCGGCCACCGACCAAGAGCCCAGUAGACGUUGGGGGCUGGUUGUAUUUAUUGUAUUUUACCUGUCUGUGCUUGGGAGGCGAGCCCAUUGGGUUCUUAAAAUCUGGUUGUGAAUAAUCUCAUAUUAGACAAUUUUCAUCUAUAAAAAGUUCAGUUA
This is a messenger RNA of Delphinapterus leucas (beluga whale), 2937 nucleotides long. The record is from RefSeq and is a predicted model, not a curated record. Lineage: Eukaryota; Metazoa; Chordata; Mammalia; Artiodactyla; Monodontidae.